AUGAAAGCAUUUAGUUCUUCUAUAGAGGAGCAACCGGUGGCUAUGCAAGCUGCUGAAAUGGGGGCAUUUGCACUGGCUCAUUUUAUACAGCAACCGGUGCUGGCGGCACGGAAGAAAAUGGUAGUGGCUCCUGUGGAUUGUCUGGUAUUUCAGGCACUAAAGGAGGUGGAAAAUAAAGUUGGUGGUGAUAAUAUUGGUAGAAAAGGUGUUGGUGUAAACUCAUCAACUGGUGGCAAAUCUUGUUGUGGUGGUGGAUUAAAUAAAGGCAAUGGUGGUGGUAGUCCUGGUGAUGGUAUUUCUGGUUCUGUUGGUGGGUCAAAUAUUGGAACUAAAGGUGGCGCUGGUGUAAACUCAUCAUCUGGUGGUGUGUCUGGUUCUGUUGGUGGAUCAAAUAUUGGGACUAGUGGUGGUGGAGGUGUGACUUCAGGUGGAGGUAAAAGCCACGGAUUUAUUGGUGAUGGUGUCACUUCAGGUGGUGGCGGUGAAAGGACUAGUGGAGGUGGUGGAAAUUCUAAUGUUUCUGGAGGAGGAGAUGGUAUUGUUGGCGGUGGAGAAGGAACCAAUGGUGGUGGUGGUGGUGGUGGAGGGGAUGGUGGAGGUGGGGAUGGUGGUGGUGGUGGAGAAGAGGGUGGUGGAGACGAUGGGGGCGGUGACGAUGGUGGUGGAGAUGUAACAACUGGUGGUGGUGAUGGGACUACGGGAGGUGGUGAUGAUACUAAAGGAGGUUGCACUGUUGGUGGUGGAGAUGGAACAAUUGGAGAAGGAGAAGGCACUAAAGGAGGCAAUGGUGGAGUUCUCCUGCUAGGAGGGGAGGGUCUUGGCGAGGGCAUAAAGGGGUUGUCCGGUGAGGGGGAAGUUGGGAAAGGCCAUUGGUUACAGGUUCCAAAUAGAAAUGAGGUUGGUGAGUGGGAUGGGCCAAUCGAAAGGUUCGGCAGAGCUGUUAGUGGGUUUGUUGAGAAAAGGAUUGGGAUUGAAAGUAGAGGAUCGAAAGAGAUGUUGGAAGUUCAGGCAACAGUGGGCCACUAG
Molecule: messenger RNA, 1026 nt
Organism: Dovyalis caffra
Lineage: Eukaryota; Viridiplantae; Streptophyta; Magnoliopsida; Malpighiales; Salicaceae
Source: the annotation of a GenBank genome assembly